This is a messenger RNA of Antechinus flavipes (yellow-footed antechinus), 6479 nucleotides long. RefSeq names its product zinc finger protein 883-like. NCBI's taxonomy places the organism in Eukaryota, Metazoa, Chordata, Mammalia, Dasyuromorphia, Dasyuridae. The transcript has a single exon. Bases 446 to 2542 code for a protein of 698 amino acids. The record is from RefSeq and is a predicted model, not a curated record.
GUUCUUAUGGUUCUUAACUUUUGAUUUCUUAAAGCUUAAUUAUCAGUCACCAGUCUUCUUAGUUUAGUGGUUCAUAAAACUCUUAGCUUGGAUACUUGAAUUUAAUUUUUCUCUCAAUAUGAUGUCUGAAAACUUUGUUUAUAAAAAUUAUUUAACCAUACAGAGCCUGUUUUCUCAUAUUUGUAACCUGUCCUACUUGGAUCUAAGGUUUGUUGUUAUGGUUCAAUAUUAUAAUAUGUACGAAAGUUCUUUGAAAAGUAAAUAAUUACAAAUGGAGGCUAAUCUCCAUUCAGAUCUGAAGAUUAUGCUUGAUUAAGGAAACAGAAAGUGAGCCAAAGUAUAAAACAAUUUACUUUCUGCCAGUAAGGGGGAAAGGAUAUAUUUAUAUUUUUUAUUUCCUUCAGAUUGGAAGACUAGGCCUGAAACCAAUGAGUCUCUUCCAAAGAUGGCCAUUUCUAUGGAUGAAUCAUCACAGGAGAGACACACAUGCAACUGGGACUUCAGAUUGGGAGAAGGCAUGGAAUAUGAUGAUAAGUUAGAAAUGAAGCUGAGAAAUCAGGAAGGUCAUUUAGGGCAAUUGAAAGUUACCUCUCAGAAAACACUUCCUGAAGGGCAAAAUGAUGAAUGUCAUACAUUUGAAAGAAGCUUCAAUUUGGAGUCAUUAAUUGCUCUACACCAGAAGGACCCCAUCAGAAAAAGUCAACACGAAUGUGAUACAGAUGGAAAGAACUUCAGGCAAUAUUCAAAGCCAGUUAAACAUAGAGAAAUCAACUCAGGGAAUACAUUUUCUAAUUGUAAUGAAUGGGAGAAAUGCUUCAGUUAUCAAUCAGAACUUAUUAAUUUACAUAGAAAGCCUAAUGGAGAAAGAGCUUAUGAAAAUGAUCAGUGUGAGAAAAUCAUUAACUGGGCCGCAGACCUUAUUGGACACCAAAAGAUUCACACUGGAGAAAAGCCUUAUAAGUGUAAUGAAUGUGGGAAGGCCUUCAGCCAGAGCACAAAACUUAUUUACCAUCAGAAGAUUCAUACUGGUGAGAAACCCCAUAAAUGUAAUGAAUGUGGUAUUUCCUUCAUGCAUCACUCAUCUCUUACUUACCAUCAGAGAUUUCAUACUGGAGAGAAAGCAUAUGAAUGUAAUCAAUGUGGGAAGGCCUUCAGCUGGAGCACAGAUCUUAUUAGACAUCAGAGAAUUCACACUGGAGAGAAACCUUUUAAAUGUAACGAAUGUGGGAAAGCCUUUAUCCAGAAUACAAAGCUCAUUUAUCAUCAGAAAAUCCAUACUGGAGAGAAACCCCAUAAAUGUAAUGAAUGUGGUACAGCCUUCAUCCAUCACUCAUCCCUUACCUAUCACCAGAGAGUUCAUACUGGAGAGAAACCUUAUGAAUGUAACCAAUGUGGGAAGGCCUUCAGGCGCAGCACAGACCUGAUUAGACAUCAGAAAAUUCAUACUGGGGAAAAGCCUUAUAAAUGUAACAUAUGUGGGAAGGACUUCACUCAGAGCUCAUCCCUUACUGUACAUCAGAGAAUUCAUACUGGAGAAAAACCCCAUAAAUGUAAUGAAUGUGGCAAGGCUUUCAGUGAACAUUCAUCCCUUAUUUGCCAUCAGAGAAUUCAUACUGGAGAGAAAUCUUAUGAAUGCAAUCAAUGUGGGAAGGCCUUCAGGCAGAGUGCAAACCUUACUGUACAUCAGAGAAUUCAUACUGGAGAGAAGCCUCAUGAAUGUAAUGAAUGUGGUAAAACUUUCAUUCAACAUUCAUCUCUUAUUUAUCAUCAGAGAAUCCAUACUGGAGAGAAAUCAUAUAAAUGCAAUGAAUGUGGAAAGGCCUUCCGACGGAGCACUGACCUUAUUAGACAUCAAAAAAUCCAUACUGGAGAGAAGCCUUAUAAAUGUAAUGAAUGUGGGAAAGCCUUCAUUCGGAGUUCCUCCCUUUCCGUACAUCAGAGAAUUCAUACUGGAGAGAAACCUUAUGAAUGUAGUCACUGUGGACAGGCCUUCAGCUGGAGUAGAGACCUUAUCAGACAUCAGAAUAUUCACACUGGAGAGAAGCCAUUUAAAUGUAAUGAAUGUGGGAAGGCCUUUACCCGGAGCUCAUCCCUUACUGUGCAUCAAAGAAAUCACACUGGAGAGAAACCUUAUGAAUGUAAUCAGUGUGGGAAGGGCUUCAGCAGGAGCACAGAACUGAUUAGACACCAGAAAAUUCAUACUGGAGAGAAGCCUUAUAAAUGUAAUCAGUGUGAGAAGGCCUUCAGCUGGAGCACAGACCUCAUAAGACAUCAGAAAAUACAUACUGGAGAGAAGCCUUAUGAAUAUAAUGAAUUCAAUCCAAUUCAGUUUAAUGAACAUUUAUUUGCCUACUUUAUGCAAGGCACUAUGCUAGACGCUGGGGAUACAAAAACAGAAAUGAUGCAGUCCUUGACCUCAGUGAGCUUACAUUCUAUUGGAAGGAACAAUAUGUUUACAGUUUCGGGGGCUGGAAGCAAAUUUAACCCUGAAGAGAACCAGAAAAAUCUACUACAGGAUAAGGUUCUUGAGCUAAGCUUUUAGUGAGGAGGGAGAGCUUUCCAGGUACAGAGGUAGCAAACUGGAGGUGAUGAAUUUGGAAAGGUCUUGCAUAGAGCACAAAUCUUGCUACAUUUGAGAGAAUUACAGAGUUGAGUGAAAAUCCAUUACUCAAUCCUCUUCCUCAAUUAUCAUCAAAGCAUUCAUCCCAGAGAACAGUUUCAUGAUGUUGCUGAUUGUUUGAAAGCCUUUUCCCCCGCUUUUGAAACAGCAUUUUUCAACUGAACAAAAAUGAGUUAAAUAUAUACCAUUUAUGUACCAAACUGUAUGCUAGAAACUGGCACAAUAAGGAAAACAAGCUAUAUUCUUUCCCCUGAUGAGUGUACCUUCUUAUAAGGAAAUACCUCUACUUGUAGAUAAGAAAGGAGACAUAAAAGAUACAAAUUGAUUUCAAGAUGGAAAAACAGCUAUUGGAGGGAAUCUGGAAAGGAUUCUUAGAGGAAGUGGAACACAGACCAUACUUUGAAAGAAGCUAAGAAUUCUAUAAGAGGAGUGAGGAUGGAGUGCAUUCUAGAUAAGGAACACCACUUAUGCAAAGGCAUGCAUUCAGAAUAGAGAACAUUGCUUGCAUGGACAGUAUGUUGCAGACCAAUUUGUCCAGGGCAGAGAAUGUGAAAGCACAAAAUAAGAUUUGAAAGGUAGGUGGGAGCAACAUUGGAGAGCUCUUAGUGCUAGAUUGAGGGUUCCCUAUUAAAGAAUUAUGGAUGGGUAUUACAGUGACUUUCCAAUUAAAAGGACAUCCUAAUAAUGGAAAGAUUCAUAUUGAAAGAGACACUGCUCUAUAGUGAAUAGAGAGAGAGCCGGACAGAGCUCAGGAAGACCUGAAUUAAAAUCCUGCCCCUGGUGCUUUCUAAAUGUGGAUACCAUUAGUAAAUAAAUUAAUCUUCCAGAGACUCAAGUUCCUCAUCUGUAAACUGGGUUUAAUAACGCUAGUAGUGUCCACAUCUUACAUUAUUGUUGUGAGGCUUCAAGAGAUUCUGUCUGGAAAGAUCUUUUGCAAAAUAUAAAGCAUGAUGUAAACAUUAGGUAUUUUAUUACUAUCACAUAGUUUAUGUUUCUCAUGACCCAGCCACAUACAAUCUGUUUUUAUACACUUAGGGGUAUACACAAGAUGAAAAAAAUAAAAAAGAUUUCACAGGUGGCAGGAGAUAGGACUUUUUUUUUUUUCAGUUCAAAUCCUUACUUAUAAUGUAUCGUAACCUCCAGUAUUGGCAAUCUCCUAAAUAUGUUCCAAGUUCUUUUUGACAGUAUUUACAACUGUAAGAUGCUCCUUUAAAUAUGUGAUUAGGUGCUCUGAUCUCCAGCAUCUGCAUCUUUAGGAAUCUGAGUACUGUUGUCAUUUAACAUUUGUGAGUUAUCUCUACAUUUGGGUUUUCACUCUCCAUGGCUAAAGUGGUAGAGAAUUUCUAACUCUCUUUUGUUAUAUAUCCUGUUAUUUAUUAGUUACAAGGACUUAGAAUACCAGAGUUUGAAAUUAAUAUGUCAGGUAGCUCCAAAAACUAAUUCGUCCCCCCAAAACAUCCUAACACAACUCCAAAUUUCAAAUGAUUCUCUUGCUGUAAAGAUUGCCAACACUCAAUAUGUGUCCAAACUCAACAUGUACCCUGUAUACAACCUAAACUUAGAUUCUUAAUCAUGUCAGUUUUUUCCAAGUCUGUGUAACAUCUUGAUAUUUUCUGCACUCAAAAGGCUUUUGACCUCUCAUCCUCAAAUGAGAAUAGUAAGACUGCAGCUCCUCCAUGAUCCAUCAAAAACUAGUCAUCUGAAAUGUGAUAUUAUGCCAUUUAGUAAGCCAGUCAUUUCACAGAGAAUUCUAUUCCUAGUGUGGAAUAAAAUAUACAUUUCAAUGAUAAACUUAAAAUUUUUCAUGAACAAAAUAGAAUAAGAGAAGCCAUAGAGUGGAAAACUAUCUUUCUUAAACAUCUGAUAACUUAAUUUCCAAAAUAUAUAGGGAGUUGACUCUGGCAUAAAAUGCAGGGCCAUUCUCCAAUCGAUAUGCGGGCAAAGGAAUUGAUUGAAGGAAGAUACCUAAGAAACUACUAAAUAAAACUUGAAUUUUAACUUCACACUUGCAAACUGUCAGAGGCAAAAAUCAUCCCAGUGGGAAAUUAAGCACACUGUUGAUCCCACUAUUCUAGAAAACUAAUGUCUGGACUAGCUUUCUGGAGGUUCUCCAGAUGGGUCUUGAUCUUAGCAGGAUACUCACCACAAGGAUGGUCAGGAAUAGUCUAAAGUCUUUAUUGUCUCCUUCAUAGUCUAUUCAUUCUGACUGACUGAGUCUCCAGUUCUCUCAGCUUUUAAAUACCCUAUUACAAUUAUAUCAUUACAGCGUACUGAGUAUAUGCCAAUUAGAGCCAUUAUAUCAUUCUGUCAAACUAGACUGAGUAUAAUAAUGAUUUAUAUCAAACUAGAUACAUGUGAAUUAGAGAACCAUUAUCAUCAACUCCACUGAGUUAACACCUUGUUGUAAGUAUCCUUGUUUCAAGUAUACUUCUCCAGAGUUCUGAUCCUCUACAGAAAACCAUAUGGUUUAUUCCAGACUAGUUACUAAAUUGCUCUUUCCUUUUGACCCCAGAGAACCCACUAUUGUGAAGAAGGAAAGGUCCCAUAUAUACCAAAAUAUCGGAGCAACAUUUUGUGAUACUAAAAAAACAAACAAAUAAAAUUUUUUAAAAAAAACUGGAAAUAAAGUGAUUGGACAUGGCUAAACGCACUGUAGAAUAUUGAUUUAAUGGAAUGUUGAUGGCUUUGUAAGAAAUAGCAAAUAAUUCUGAGAAGCUUGGGAAGAUGGAAUUCUAUAAUAAGAAAAGGAGAACAAGCAGGAAUAUAUACAGUUACCACACUCCUCGUAGGUGAAGCACAGAAAGGCUGUUGAACUCAUGAAAGGAUCAGUUGAUUCCAGAGUUCAGAUAAAGAAAUAUUUUCUCCAGUUAGUGGAGAAAGCAGUAGACUAUGGAUCCCAGAUAUGGCAUCAAAUAAGGUUACUAUAUUGACCUUUUUGUGGGAUGGAUUUUCUUUAUAAUGAAGUGUGUGUGUGUGGAGAUGCAUGCAUGCAUGUGAAACACAUUGACAAAUCAUUACAAAAAUAUAAAGAUGGCGGAAAAACUUUUAAAAAAUUGACAAAAAUCAAAUUACCAAACUAGAAAAGGUAGUGAAAUUAUAAGCAUAGAAAGGUAAAAGAAAUUAAGAAAAUUGCCUGAAACUAUUAUAUGAGAACUAAAAUUUAUUGACAGCUUCAUAAAUGAAAAUGUCUAAACUCACCAAACAAGAAGUGGCUAAUGACAGACUCGUCUCAGAAAAAGUAAUGAGGUCAUCAAUGAGUUCUCCCAUGUAAAGAUGCCAGGGCUGGCCCUUUCUAAAUAAAUUCUCCCAAACCUUCAAAGAAUGUCAGUAUUUCCUAAAGCUGUGAGAGAAUUCACAUGUCAGGAAAAAUUGAUAAACGUACCAGGAGAAGUUAUGAAACAUGAUGAAGAACUCUCUUAAAUUUAAAACAUACUAUGGAAAUCCCAGAAGUUGAAAUUGUAGGAAGGGGAGGGAGGAGAAAUGUUGGAGUGGAAGUAGUCACAUGUACUGAAAGGCUCCUCCAGAGAAUUCUAACAUAGAGCUAUUAGUUGCAGUCUCAACUCUUUCUUGGUUAUUCCUCACUCUCACCAUGGCCUAUGGCGGCAUUUUUUAAAAGCAAGGACAACCUUAGAAAAACUAUACAUGCAGAGACUGAAAAGAAAGUGCAAGAGCAUAAAGAACAAAUAAAUUGUUAAUAUUUUAUUAGUGUUUCUAUUAUAUUUUGCUUUUAAAAAUCAAAGUGUAAGUAGUUUGGAUUUUACAGUUUCAUUUUGAGAUUAAUUCUGUAUUCUAGUUUGCCUGUUUGUAUUCCUUGAGUGUUGUUUAAAAUAAACUAUUUUAUUUUUAAACCUUUUCUGUA